GCCACGGCGUGGCUUCGGCGCAGCAGACCAGUUUUACGAUGUCUGCCUGUAACGUAUGUACAUACAUACAUAAGGUUGGUAGGUCGGUAUUUGUCCUUGCCGCCCGAGUGCUCUGUAUGUCGUACACUAAAUCUCGUUUACUCUGCCGAGAAACAUGCGAUGGAGUACCCCACCGAGUGUGGGGGUUACGCGAUGGUCUCAGGGAAAUGGCAGCUUCAUCGCGCCCCCUUCAAUGGCUAAACCGUCGUGAUAAUGAUCUGCCUGAUGUCAAUAGUUAAAGCUCAGCCGUCGCCAAUCUCCAUCUUGCCUCCCGGAUCCCGUUUGAGCUCGCCAUUUGCUCCCGACUCACGAUCGAUAACCAAAAAGAUCAGCCAUUCAUCGAGGACAACGAGCAAAAAAACCCCGGCCGCGGUUGGUUUGACGGUACCCGUGAGCGGCAGGCCCGAAGACACCACUCAAGAAACCGCGGUUUUGCUACGAGUUCCAGCGCCUUGCCUAUGCGUUCUUCUCCCCUCGGUGGCUUCGUUACGACCUUGGUUGAGUGCCUGGCUUGCUGUAAUGACGCCCACACUUUAUUACAAGCCCAGAUACAGAUGUCGUGUUCUCGAUCUAGUACGGGAAAUGUCGUUUCCUCCGCGGCAGCACACAGACAUUGCGAGAUAACGCAUCUAGACGGGUUAAUUUAUAUAUAUUGUUGCCGGGUGUUGCGCUUGGCGCUUCGGACAAUGCAGACAACUGGGUUACCAGAAACGUACGAUGCGAACGGAGAUCCCAGGGCGCCACACGCUGAGUCGUCUGUAUUCUUUGAUCAAAUGUCGGACAGCGAGGUUGCACCAAGUAUGAAGUUAGGUUGCAGAGCCCGAUCGGCGUGCAGGAGAAGCUGGAGACGUUGUGACCCAGGGGACCGAGGUUCAAACCCGUUCCCGCCAGCCAACGGCUCAUUCCGAGGCUUUGUUCUUUGCUUUGUUUGUGUCGGCAUGACUCUCCACAAGUGUGACAACUGAACUUCCCCGGACUGGGGCCGUGUUACCAACACCAGAGCCUGGGUGCAUAUGUGGUGCGGGCAGUUAUUGGUAGUGUGAGGAGUGAGACUGGCGAGGGUGUACUAUGUAAGGUAGCUACAAAGUAAAAGCUGAGACAGCAUAGCACAUACCAAAAACUACACCAUCGAGCAAGCAGACCCAUUUCCCGCUUUCUGCCACGAGAUGACCUCGAACGACCAUGAUUUGUCCGUCGCCAGAAAGAUCGAGGGGUAUGACUAGGGGAGACCUUCAGCAGUUUGUUUGCCAUUGCCAAUCAAGGUGGGGGAAGACGGGCCGAGAUACACAGUAUGGACGCCGUUAAUGGUGGUUGGCUAAAAUGUCUGGAUACCGACAUAACAUGACCGCCUCCCAAAGAAAACAGUGUUCGGGUCUCUGGCACAGUCAUCCAGGUUGUCCCUCCCAUCGCCUUUUUUGUCUCGCGGGGGCGGUUAUUCUCCGACGCCAGAAAAGCAAAGCCCU
Messenger RNA from Chaetomium fimeti, 1502 nucleotides. RefSeq lists its product as uncharacterized. The transcript has a single exon. Bases 498 to 1004 code for a protein of 168 amino acids. Lineage: Eukaryota; Fungi; Ascomycota; Sordariomycetes; Sordariales; Chaetomiaceae. The record is from RefSeq and is a predicted model, not a curated record.